AACAAAACAAGCAAAAUUUUUAAUUUAUCAUAUAGAAACAAGAAUUAGCAAAUUUCUAAAUAAUUAAAAAUGUAAUAAGAAUUUGGCAAGAAGAAAGUAAGAAUUUAAUUAGAAAACCAAGUUCAUAAUUAAAUGAUACUAGAAGAAGAAGAUGUCUUGAAUCCGCCAUAUUAAGCAUACUCGAAAAUCCCUUAAAUUAAGCAUUUAAAAGAAUUAAAUCUAUAUUAAUUUCGCCCUAAUGCUGAUAUAGAUGGAGAUUAUGAUGUACCUUAAGAUAAAAAUAUUUAAAAUUCAAAUAAUGUUUAUGAGCAUUUAGAAAAAUGGAAAAAAGAUUUAAUCCUAAAGACAGCUUAAAAUGCAGAAGAAUUAAAUAGGAUGAGAAAAGAUCAUGAGAAUUCUUUAAAAUUUGAUCAAAAAUUCCCUCAAGUUAAUAUUGAAAUAAUUGAUUCUAUAACUAGAGAUCCAAAUAUGAGCUUAUAAGAAAAUAGUAUCAGUUAAACUUGCAAGUCAAUGUAAAACUUGUCUCCAAGAGCUAACAAUUCCAAGUCUAAAAGUAACAAAAAUUUAAGUGUAACAAGCUUUAGCAUGAAUUAAUUGGGCAAUAACUUUGAAGGAAAUAUAAGUUUAUAAACAGAAAAUAAUAAAAUAUAUAAUGAAAAGAAUAGUUAAUCAUGUUUCAAUGCCUAGGGCAAAUCUGUUAAGUUCAUUUAAAGUAAUGAGAGUAUUUAAAGAGAGCUCAAUAAGAAAUUAGUGAAUAACUUAAUUUUUAGUAGAGUGUAGCGCACAUUAGAAGAUAAUAAGAUUAAUACUAAAUCAAGCAGAGCUGAUAAGAAUGAAUACUAAACAAACAUAAAUAGAUAAAGAGCAGAAGAUAUAUUUAAAACUGAAAUGAGUCAUUUUUCUAAUUAAACAUUAGCAAAUUUUAAGAGUUUAAUGCAAACAUUUAGAAGAUCGAAUAACUUAAUUGAAUAUGAAGACUUAUCAAGACAACUUGCUACAUAUUUAAACAGACCUCUAGGGAUUUUUUAAAAUUAAGACUAAAAAAAUGAGCUCUUGGUAUCCUUUAAAAAUGAAAAAGAGCAAAAGUAUUAAUUUAAAUAUAUGGAGAAAAUUUUACUAGAUAACUACAUGCAAUUAAGGUAGGAAAUUACAACUAGAGUUAAUUAAAUUAAAGAUAUGCGUCAGUACAGUAAUUAAUUAUAAAACUAAGUGACUGAUAUUAAUGAAAAAACUAGACUGUACAGUCUUUAGGUUUAGAAAGAUAUUGAAAAUCAAGAAAAAUCUGCUGAUCAAUCUAAAAAGUAAUCUGCAGCUUAAAUCACAAAAAUGAAAAAAUCGAUUUAAAAAAUUUAGGAAGACUAAGAAGUUGUCCUUCAAGAUUACAAACAAUAGAAGAAUUAGUUACUCAGUUAGCUGAAUUAGAAUUAACAAUAAUUGAUUAUAAAUGAAAAAGAAAUUAAGACCUAUAAAGAAAAAAAAGAUAUAACUAGAAAUAUGCUUAAAACUUUGUACUUAGAAACACUUAAAAAUGAUAAAAGUUUACAAAAGCAAAGCAUGGUAUGGAUUGUUAGGGCUUUGCUAAAUAUAAAUGAAGACGUGUCAUCAUCCGAUAUAUUUCCAUAAAUUCUUGAUAAAUAAUCUAUUUAAUAUCUUGUUGAAUAUGCAGCUCUUGAAUCUAACAUGGAUUAGGUUUUAGCCUAAAUAAAGAUAAAAAGUGAAGAUUAGAUUUCAUAAAUAUAAAAUGAAUAAUUUGAUCAAGAAUAUUUGAAUACUCAAUAGUAAUAUAGUCUGGCUGAUAUGAAAGAAAGAGUGCAAAAGAUAGCUAGAAAAACAAAUCUAAAAAUAAGAAAACCUAUUUUUACUUCAAGCUGUAAGAAUGAGUACGUUCUUGCUUGGGAGAAUGCUCAAGAUGUGUAAGCUCCUUAAGAAAUAGCAUUUUCUUUAGCAAAGGUUCCUCCUAGUAAGACAGAAUUAGUUAACUAAAAUAAAGAUGCAAGAGAGUAAAUGAAAUAGAUUAAAUUGCAAUAAAAAAAAAUGAAAGAAGGAGAAGCAAAUAGACUUAUUGACUAAUACCUUCAAUAUAAAGAAGAGAAAAAGAGAGAAGAAUUAAAAUAAAUAUUUAAUAUUUUAUUUGGGGAGCUUGAAGGACAUGAUUACUACAAAUUAUUUUAAAAGAAGUACAUUCAUCUUUAAUUUUAGAUAAAGAAUAAUAAGACCUUCACUUUCACAAGAACGAAUCUGACCCCAAAUUAUGAAAAGGAAGAGCAGGUUUUGUAGAAAAUUACCCCUAGAAAAGGUGCUGUAGGAAGCUAAACAAUUUUGUAGUACAGAAAAGGGUAAAACGAAGAAGAAAAUGCUUAAUUAGAUCAGUUUGAUUUGGUGAAAUAGGUUGGAAAAAUAAUACCUAAAAAUAAAUUAAAUAACCAAAAUAUAAAAACAGAUAAAAUUUAAGUUCCUUAAGAAGUUCUUUAAAAGCAUAAUUUGUUAAAAAAUAAAGUUUUAAAUAGUGAAUAGACAGAUAAAAUGUUUUCAUCUACUUUUUACUAACUUUCAUCCACUCCAAAUUUUGACAAUAUAGAAAAAAGUUAAUCUAAGCAAAGUUUCAAUAGAAAAAAUUAAUUAUUUGCAAGCCUGAAUAAUAUUCCACCUUCUUUAACAAAUUUAUCUGUUGACACUCAAAUAAAUAAAGAAAUUAAUAGCCAAAGAUCCUAAAAUAGUAAUUUAUACUUCUUAACCUAAAAGUAAUAAACAUAAUCAGAAUUUGAGAGUCCACUUAAACACUCAAAUUAAAAUUUUCUAGCUUCUUCAACGACGAAAUUAAAUUCUCUUAAAAAAAGCUACUUUUGA
Molecule: messenger RNA, 2847 nt
Organism: Tetrahymena thermophila SB210
Lineage: Eukaryota; Ciliophora; Oligohymenophorea; Hymenostomatida; Tetrahymenidae
Exons: 4
Source: RefSeq, a predicted model, not a curated record